Aureobasidium subglaciale EXF-2481 is the source of this 2022-nucleotide messenger RNA. RefSeq lists its product as uncharacterized. Bases 1 to 2022 code for a protein of 673 amino acids. NCBI's taxonomy places the organism in Eukaryota, Fungi, Ascomycota, Dothideomycetes, Dothideales, Saccotheciaceae. The record is from RefSeq and is a predicted model, not a curated record. Gene Ontology annotation, biological process: tRNA wobble uridine modification; tRNA methylation. The transcript has 2 exons. Gene Ontology annotation, cellular component: cytosol. Gene Ontology annotation, molecular function: flavin adenine dinucleotide binding.
AUGGUACUCGCCGUGUCUGCCAGAGCGCGAGUUCUCUGGGGCCAUGCGCCGAGAGUGCGGUCCGCCGUCCUCGUGCGCCGCUCCUUUGCCACUGUUUCGGAUCCCUACGACGUAGUCGUCAUCGGAGGCGGUCAUGCUGGUUGCGAGGCCUCAGCCGCGGCUGCUCGCACUGGCGCAAGAACAGCACUGGUCACACCAUCCGUCGAAAACCUUGGAGUCUGCUCCUGCAAUCCUUCAUUCGGUGGAAUCGGCAAAGGAACAAUGCUACGCGAGGUCGACGCUCUGGACGGUUUGGUUGGUCGCAUAGUCGACAAAGCUGGAGUCCAGUUCCGCGUCUUGAACAGGAAGAAGGGUCCGGCAGUGUGGGGUCCUCGUGCGCAGAUCGAUCGAGCGCUGUACAAGAAGCACAUGAAGGAAGAGAUGACAAACUACAAGGGCCUGAGCGUGGUCGAGGGCAAGGUGGCCGACAUAGUGGUUCAACGAGAAGGCAUGACGGACGGCAAGCACGGAAAGAUCACCGGUGUCCGACUAGAGAGCGGCGAGGUGAUUCCGACAAACAACGUCGUCAUUACCACUGGCACCUUCUUAGGCGGUGAGAUCCACAUCGGUCUUGAGGCUUAUCCGUCGGGUCGCAUGGGAGAAGCAGCAACAACAGGCUUGAGCAAAUCUCUACGGGACGCAGGCCUCACACUGGGCAGACUGAAGACGGGCACUCCCCCUCGUCUCGACGCAAAAACCAUUGACUAUACCGGCCUCGAGGUUCAACCUGGCGACGAUCCCCCGAUGCCUUUCAGCUACCUCAAUCCUCGCGUCGCAGUCGAGGAACAACUCAACUGCUGGUCCACCCAUACGAAUCCCGCGACCCACGAUGUUAUCCGCGCGAACCUCCAUAACAGCAUUCACAUUCGUGAAGAAGUCAAGGGUCCGCGCUACUGCCCAUCCCUCGAAAGCAAGGUCAUCCGCUUCCACACAAAAGACGCCCACAUCAUCUGGCUGGAACCCGAAGGCUUCGACAAUGAUGUUAUAUAUCCGAAUGGCAUUUCCAUGACUGUACCCGCAGAGGCACAAGAGGCUAUGCUGAAGACCAUAAAGGGUCUGGAAAAUGUCAAGAUGCUGCAACCCGGCUAUGGAGUCGAGUACGACUACGUAGAUCCUCGUAGCUUGCGUAAGACCCUGGAGACAAAGGCCAUCGGAGGUCUGUUCCUAGCAGGUCAGAUCAAUGGUACCACCGGCUACGAAGAAGCCGCAGCUCAAGGUGUCGUUGCCGGUAUCAAUGCCGGUAACUCUGCUCUGCACAAGCCGCAACUGCACUUGACAAGAGCAGAUGGGUACAUCGGUAUCAUGAUUGAUGACCUGAUCACAAAAGGCGUAUCAGAACCAUACCGCAUGUUUACCUCGCGAUCAGAGUAUCGCAUGUCCGCUCGUGCCGACAAUGCCGACCUCCGUCUGACUGCGAAAGGACGGGAGCACGGCGUCGUGUCGGAUGCACGUUGGUCCCAUUUCUCAUCGCAGAAAUCACAGAUGGACGACCUGAAGACUUUGUUGGAAGGCCACACACUGUCGAGUAGCGUUUGGCAGACUCAUGGCUUCCCUGUUCGCAGCGACAGCAGUAAACGCAGCGCCUUCGACCUCCUGCGCCUCGCGUCUAUUUCUGUCUCCAGCCUUCUUCCUCUAUUACCCGCUAUCGCAAACUUCGACCCGUACAUCAUCUCUCGUAUGGAUAUCGAAGGCACAUACUCUCCCUACGUCACUCAACAGGAAACACAAGCCAGACAUUUCGAAAGAGACGAGCAGCUUUUGCUACCGGCAGACAUUGACUACGAGAACAUUUUCGGAUUGAGCAACGAAGAGAAGCGGGUGCUUAGUGUCACUAGACCUGAGAGUCUAGGACAGGCUAGAAGGAUAGAGGGUGUUACCCCGUCAGGCACACUUCGACUGUUGGCAUACGUGAGAGGUGCGGGAAAGAGGGCAGCUGCUGUUGAUCAGGUGCUUGCAUCUCAGGAGAAAGAGAUUGUCGCAUAA